CCUGGCCAGUCACUUCACCCCAUCUUCAUCACCAAACCGCCUCGUCAUGUCCGAUCCUUCUCAACAGCAGCCGCAGCAGCCUAACCAGGCCGAGGCUGGCCCCUCUUCAGGCGAGACACAGCCACUGCUGGCGCCGGGAGACCCGCGUAGGGAAGAGGCGCUGCGCAAUUUCAAGAAGUCGCUCAAGGCUCACGAGGAUCUAUCCGAGAACCUCAAGAAGAUGCGAUUCGGUCUACGUGACCUUGAGAAGGAAUUUGACAGGACAGAGAACUCGAUGAAGGCAUUGCAGUCUGUUGGUCAGAUCAUUGGAGAGGUAUUGAAGCAGCUCGACGAUGAGAGGUUCAUCGUCAAAGCCUCGUCAGGCCCACGUUACGUCGUCGGCAUUCGCUCAGCAGUCCCCAAGUCGAAACUCAAGCAAGGCGUGCGCGUGUCCCUCGAUAUGACGACGUUGACGAUUAUGCGCAUUCUGCCGCGAGAGGUCGACCCCCUCGUCUACAACAUGUCGAUGGAAGAUCCAGGAGAGGCGUCGUUUGCCGGUAUUGGUGGUCUGGGAGAGCAAAUUCGAGAGCUGCGAGAGGUCAUCGAGCUGCCCUUGAUGAACCCGGAGCUCUUCUUGCGUGUAGGGAUCAAGCCGCCAAAGGGUGUUCUCCUCUACGGACCACCAGGGACGGGUAAGACGCUCCUCGCUCGAGCUGUGGCUGCUACGCUCGACACGAACUUCCUCAAGGUCGUAUCAUCGGCCAUCGUCGACAAGUACAUCGGAGAGAGUGCCAGGCUGGUCAGAGAGAUGUUUGGCUACGCAAAGCAGCACGAGCCGACGGUCAUCUUCCUCGACGAGGUCGAUGCUAUCGGUGGUCGUCGUUUCAGUGAAGGCACAUCGGCGGAUCGUGAGAUCCAGCGCACACUCAUGGAGCUCCUCAACCAAAUGGACGGCUUCGACUACCUGGGCAAGACGAAAAUCAUCAUGGCCACUAAUCGACCCGACACCUUGGACCCAGCACUCAUGCGUCCGGGUCGUAUUGACCGCAAGAUUGAGAUCCCGCUGCCCAACGAGCAAGGUCGUCUGGAGAUUCUCAAGGUUCACACACGAUCGAUUGCUAAGAAGGAGGAGCUUGACUACGAGGCCAUCACCAAGCUAACAGACGGCUUCAAUGGCGCCGACUUGCGCAACGUCGCGACCGAAGCGGGCAUGUUCGCUAUUCGAGAAGACCGCGACUACACGCUGCAGGAAGACUUCAUGAGGGCAUGUCGUAAGCUGCAGGAGGCAAAGAAGCACGAGAGCAAGAUUGACUACUCGGCGAUGUAGCGGUGAGAAGGGGGAGGAAGACAGAAGUCUGGCAGCGCAUUGUAUCAAGUCGUCACAGAGAGCAAUGCGACCCAGUGGGCAUCAGACUGAACAU
This is a messenger RNA of Jaminaea rosea, 1400 nucleotides long. RefSeq names its product putative RPT4-26S proteasome regulatory subunit. Gene Ontology annotation, molecular function: ATP binding; proteasome-activating activity; ATP hydrolysis activity. The record is from RefSeq and is a predicted model, not a curated record. The transcript is spliced from 4 exons. Bases 47 to 1306 code for a protein of 419 amino acids. Gene Ontology annotation, cellular component: proteasome regulatory particle, base subcomplex; cytosolic proteasome complex. Lineage: Eukaryota; Fungi; Basidiomycota; Exobasidiomycetes; Microstromatales. Gene Ontology annotation, biological process: positive regulation of RNA polymerase II transcription preinitiation complex assembly.